AGCAGGGGCGGACUGACCAUUUGGGAACUCGGGCACUGCCCGAGGGCCUGGGGUCAGUAGGGGGCCCCAUGAGAUGCCCCUGGUACCUUUCAAAGGCUUUUUUUUGGGUGUGGAUUGAGUGUGGGCGAGGACACAGGGGCCCCAUGAGCCCCUAUUGCCUGGGGCCCCAUGAGUUGUUAGUCCUCCCCUGGUGCCCAAGGGCUCAAAUGGUCAGUCUGCCCCUGCUUGAAACACGUAAGUCAGUUUGGAUUCAGUAGGCUCCUACAUGGGAAGUAUAAACACACAAUGUGCUU
Staurois parvus is the source of this 293-nucleotide messenger RNA. The record is from the annotation of a GenBank genome assembly. NCBI's taxonomy places the organism in Eukaryota, Metazoa, Chordata, Amphibia, Anura, Ranidae.